Messenger RNA from Nerophis lumbriciformis (worm pipefish), 5124 nucleotides. RefSeq names its product microfibrillar-associated protein 3-like. The record is from RefSeq and is a predicted model, not a curated record. Lineage: Eukaryota; Metazoa; Chordata; Actinopteri; Syngnathiformes; Syngnathidae.
GUAACGACAUAUUUUUCUUCACAAAUUGUACAGUAUUUAUUAAAUAUUUGAAGUGUAAAAAAGUCCGCCAGAGUAAUAGUGAGAAUUUGUGAUUUGUAUGUCAUUAGUACACGUGCACUCACGCUAGGACGCCAUCAUGAAGAACAAAACCGCGCUUUUAGCGUUCGUGCUACUCGGCAUCUGGAUGGUGGAUGGCGCGGAGAACCGCUCGGAAGCAGUGGCUGCGGCCCCCAGCAUGGUGGUGAAGGAAGGAUCCAGCGUCCUGAUUGAGUGUAACGUGACGGGGGCCCGCGAUGACGUCAGAUGGUUCAGCCCCAGCGGACUCUUGCUGGUUGGGAACCCAGCUGGAAAGUGGAACAUUGACGAGACAGGACAACUCAACAUCUCAGUCAUCUCCUUCGGGGACCGCGGCCGCUAUACGUGCGUCCCCUCCAAUGACUCGGGGGUCGGGGACGCCAACUAUACCAUCACGGUGCGCGUGGCCCACACGGACAGCGGCUUGGGUUUGUACUACGUCACCGUCUGCCUGGUGGCCUUCUCCGUCACUAUGAUCCUCAACGUGGCCCGGCUCUGCAUGGUCAGCAGCCACCUGAAGGACACCGAGCGGGCCAUCAACGAGUUCUUCCGCACCGACGGCGCCGAGAAGCUCCAGAAGGCCUUCGAGGUCGCCAAGCACAUCCCGAUCAUCACAUCAGCCAAGACGCUGGAGCUGGCCAAGGUGACGCAGUUCAAGACCAAGGAGCUGGCGCGGCAAAUAGAGGAGCUGGCGCGCAGCAUCCCCCUGCCGCCGCUCAUCCUCAACUGUCGCACGUUCGUGGAGGAGGCUGUCAACCCUGAGACGAAGCCCACAGAGAGCGGACAGGAGCUAGUCAACGCAGAGAAUCAGGAAGUAGAAGUCGCGCUGAUGUCCAGUGAGGAGGGACAAGGCAAUAGCACCGACGUCAAGGUAGCGGUGCACUCGACGUACGCUUCACCUUAAUCCUCUUUACUUCAUUCAAAAACAUGCCAAUGAGCGCCCGACUUAUUUAUAAUACAAGAUUGGUUGGAGCAGGGAUUCAAAUACUAAUAAAAGCUGCGAGCAGCGUUGAGAGGGCCCUCGCCGAUCCAGUACUUCAGUGUCAUAAUCAUUUAGAACUAUUCUGAUCAAGAUCUGAGUUUUUGGAGCUAUGUUAUAAGAGAUGAAAGUCUUGUUGCGAGUCAUCAAAUAAAAUUUGGGCACCAAGCCACGCCCACACCCAAAGGCAUAGGCAAAAUUCCAUGGCAAUUUAUCAUAUCUGACAUUUUAAUCGCAACUCAUUUGACCAAAGUCCCUUGGAGGAGAUUUUUAAAGUUUUUGGGCCCAAAGAUGGCAAGCGUAAAUUAAGACUGCCGACUUCCUGUUUGUUUUCAAAUAUAGGUUCUUGACACUUUAAUGUGCGCCCUGUCACGAUAGACGUCUCUAGCGAUGUUUGUGACGAUACGUGAAACUGGUGGGAAGGGCUAUUUUUUUCAACAUUUCGAGGGUGUGCUCGAGAGCCAAUUUCUAAAGUUUUUUUUCGCCAAAACAGACGCACCCCUAAAAAAAUGGCAUGUUGUCGUACAUGUCAAGGGCCUCAAAAUGCGAUUAAAGUGGGAGAAAAAUGAAAACGGAGACAUUACAACAUGGCUCUCGCAGCCUUUGCUGCUCAGACCUUAAUUAUGUACAAAUUAAAUACUGUUGACCGGGCCCUCUCACCCCCACGCGACAUAAGUCUGCGGGCACUUAUGACGCAGGAUUCCCAUUCUGAGGGAAAUCAUGGAAUUUGGAGCCAAAUUAUACACACGCAUACCGUUAACCCAUUAGUGGACGUCGUCUGAGUCAAUACAAACACAGUCACAAACUAACCAAUCUUGACAAAUUUGGAGAUGGAGUUAUUUCCAUAGACAUCUUAUAAGUAGAUGCAGCUAGGGCUGCAACUAACAACUAAUUUGAUAAUCGAUUAAUACUUCGAUUAAUCGAUUAAUAAUUGGAUAAAAGAGACAAACUACAUUUCUAUCCUUUCCAGUAUUUAAUUGAAAAAAAAAACCCAGCAUACUGGCACCAUACUUAUUUAGAUUAUUGUUUCUCAGCUGUUUGUAAAUGUUGCAGUUUAUAAAUAAAGGUUUAUAAAAAAUAAAAAUAAAAAAGUAGCCUCUGCGCAUAGCAUAGAUCCAACGAAUCGAUGACUAUAUUAAUCGCCAACUAUUUUUAUAAUCAAUUUAAUCGAUUAGUUGUUGCAGCCCUAGAUGCAGCAUUGGCUGCUGUGAUGCGGAAAAUUCGUCCGCCAUCUUGAAGUGGUGAGGAGGAGCCGGCGAGCAGCCUAAACUGACAGUUGACUGGUAGAAAACAAAGAUGCCGGGCUGGUGUUCAGCAUUUUCCUGUUCAAAUGAGCGGACUGUUGAAAAUAGGAAUCGGGAGAUUACUUUUCACAAGUAAGAUUUAACAUUAACGUACUAUUGGUUGUAUUUUGUGAAAAGAAUAUUACCACAGAGUUCAGAAGGAGCAAAGACCUUCAAUAGUACUGAAAUCGUAGCCGCCAGCAAACAAGAGUAUGACCAUAAUAGAAUUGCUUGUCAAUGAAAUUAAUUACAUUUGAAAAUGUCAUACUUGAAUAACAUAAAGUUGAAAUAAAUAAUAAAGAUAAAGAUUGUAAAAGCCAACAGGGGUAAAAGUUAGGACCACAGUCCAGAUUUUGUAAGUGGUUUGGGGGGGUAAUAUAAGUUAGCUAACUAAAAAAUUAGAUGGACAGUGGCUAUACAGUAUUAUACAAGUCUAAAUUUAGUCUAGCUUUUCCAACCCAAUUUUGUGUAGCCCACCUUCGUGAAAUGUGUGGGACUUUUAUCCAAAGCGACAUACAUAAAAAAUACAUAUAAAACAAUCACUGUAAACAUUAUCAUUUAAGGGAAGAAUGUAAUACAAAAUAUCAAUACAAAGUGUCAAGACAGAAUAAACUCUCUGCUGCUGCAGCAACAGAGAUACAGUUUAUAGGUCCCUAAGAUAUAUGGCUAUCUAAUGUAUUCAUACAUUGUUUAUGUAGGAUAUGCGCAUGUGUGUAUAUAUAACCUAAUCAUAUUGUUUCUUCAAUUUAAAAAUAUCAGACCGUUUUUUUUCCCCCCCCCUUCUCUGGGAUUAUAUUCCCAGUUUUGAUCUCGGACGUCCGGUCACUUAUAGCAUAUAAGAAUAUUCUAUUACUGUUAAGAAAACUAUGAAUAAUAAAACACGCCAAAACAUGUGUCCUUUAUCAUAGCUACACGUAUGACAAAAAAACGCGUGAAAAUCAGUGGUAUUCAGUGAGGUAAGAUGAAUUAAAUGCGCUGACAGUUCAUUGCUCCUGCCAAAUUAAUUGCACUGAGUGGAGCGGAUCACCACUCCAAGAUGGCUGCCCCACGUCUCGUCAGCGCCAGUAGGCAGUAGCGCUUGAUACUGUGUCUACUUAUAAGAUGUCUAUGGUGUCAAGUACCUAAAUAUAUGACUCUUAAGUUUAUAUCGGUAAAAUUAACAAAAAAAAAGUCAGCAUGUGUCUAGUACCAAAAUGUGUAAAACCCUGAGGUGUUUAGAAGACUUUGGGCUUUUUGCCGAAAUAUCCCACAAUGCAUUGCCGGCGACCAUGUUGGUAGGCUUUGUUUGCUGAGACUCAUUGUUCACAACAGAGCUAUUCAAUGUGCACGUGAUUUUCCAAAGUAUUCAUUGGUAAAUAACAUGGCGCCGGCUUUGAUACGACAGAUAGAUACUUUGAGUCACUAGAUAUGAAGUAUUUUCAUCGUUAUGAAGACAAAACAGCCUUAACUGAAUGUGAAGAUCCUUACCGUAUCGACAAGUCUGAGUGGAGUGGAGAUAACGACAUCAUCCCCAAUGUUUCAUACCUGGACUUUGUAAGGUACUUAAGUUUCAACCCAGCCCAUUUUACACUUUGAAGGACUUUCCAAAUGAUCAGUGUAAAAAGCUCUGAACGUUUAUUUUGUUGUUGUUUUUCUUAGUGGAUGGGUUUGUGAUGUGUGUGUUUCUGUAUAAACCCAGUGAAGGCUAGAGUCAUGCACUCUUGUGCUGUCAUCUAUUUUAGAUUAAUUUCUACUUACAAUCCCCCCCCCCCCCCCCCCAAUUUAUAGCUUACCUGAAAUAAAAUGAUCUAUUGUGUCAGUGGACAAUAGCACAUGUUAAUGUUAGCAUGCUAACAGUUAGCACAUGUAAAGCACUUAAAAAAUGACUCUUAACUGUAUAUUGGCAAAAUGAAAUGAAAACAGCUAGCAUGUUAAUGUUCGCAUGCUAACAGUUAGCUUAUGUAAAGCACUAAAACAUAUGACUUUUUGAUGUACAUAUGCAAAAUGAGCUAAAACAGCUAGCAUGCUAACAUUUAGCAUGUGUCAAGUUCCAAAAUAUAUGACUGAGGUGUAUACAGUUAGAAAUAAAAUGGGUGAAUAAAAUAUAUCAUCCUUUUUGCGUAAUAUUCUCAUUUAUAGUAAAAAAAAAAAAGAAAACAGGAUAACAUAAACAAAUAUGAAAUACAGCUUGGUAUUUCCCUCAUUUGAUACGUUUUAUAGAAACUGUUGAAAUUAGCAUAUAUAAUGUUAUGAAAUAUAUUUGUUUGAUAUAUUGUAUUUUGACAGUAACAAUUUGUCACACAACUUGAAGUUUGUUAUUUUUCAUGAACUGGAAUAUUAACUGGGAAAUGAAGUACAGCAAAGCUAGCUGUUUUUUUAAUAUCGUUUUGACCUAAUUCUUGUUCCUGUUUUGUUUAAACAUUCCUACACUUCUAUGUAUUUUUAAGAUUGUUACUUAAAACAAUACUUGUACAGGUAAUAAACAGUUUAAUGAUGGCCACAAUUCCUUCACUGUUAUUUCCUAUGGGGGUAAUGUAAUCUUACUGGAACCAGACCUUGUUUUUAUUUGCUGAGCUCUCACUUUUUCUGUUUCCUCCUACAUUUGUAUCACCUUGAUUUGUGCUCACUUUGACAGACCUUUAUCUUUUUUUCUUUUCCCCCCUUUCUUGUUUCUAUGUCGACACCCAAAGAAGAGUAAUGCACAUUUAAUCCGUGCCUCUGUGUUGGUCUGUUAAUUUCAGGUUGAAUUUAUUUACAAAAAAACCUGUUUCAUAAACAAUACACAGUGACCUUUUGCCGAGGAGAUUA